Messenger RNA from Rhizophagus irregularis DAOM 181602=DAOM 197198, 2497 nucleotides. RefSeq lists its product as uncharacterized. Lineage: Eukaryota; Fungi; Glomeromycota; Glomeromycetes; Glomerales; Glomeraceae. Gene Ontology annotation, biological process: deadenylation-dependent decapping of nuclear-transcribed mRNA; P-body assembly. Gene Ontology annotation, cellular component: P-body. The record is from RefSeq and is a predicted model, not a curated record. Gene Ontology annotation, molecular function: RNA binding.
UGGAUAAAACGUGCCCAAACCUAAAAGUUGGUUUAAUUUCUAAUAGGCUACCCAAAAAGUGUUUUCCGUCGAAUAUCGAUAGAGAGAGUUAUCGUAUAAUUUUUUUUCAGAUCACAAGGUGAAACGAAGAUAAGAGACAGAUAAUAAUGUCAGACUCUUUCUUCGGGUUCGAUACUACUUUACCACCAAUAGACUCUGACCAAUUAAAUGGGUUGGGGGAAAAUAACGGUGGGCAAAAGGACGAAAUCGAGGAGGAAGAGUUGGAGAGGAAACUUAAAGAUAUUACUCUCAUUUCGGGGGAAGACUUUGGAGUUUAUGACGAUGAGCAGAACUUUGAUUUGGGUACCCAAUUGGAAGAAACAGGGGACGAUUUUAAUGACGAAACUUUUGGAAAUGUUGGAGAUAUUGGCCAAGAUUUUGAUUAUACAGGAAGUACUGCAAAAAUAGUAGGUACUAUACAAAAAGAAGAGGAAAUCUAUGUUAACCGACGGGAAAGUAGUAAUAAUUCAGAAAAUGUUGAUGAACCGGAUAAGCGUAGGCCAUCUUAUGCUGCAUUAUGGGGAGAUGAUUCAAAUGGUAUAGUUAAUGGACAUUCAGGAGAAACAGUAAUCACACCACCAUUACCAGAGCCACCCAUAAGCCCUUCAAUAUGGGGAACUUUUCAUCCGCCACCAAACCGUAAAGACUCUCUUACUCUUGUCCAAGACAGUACCAUACCACAGCGUUACACUCCGCCUCAGACAUCUCCCUUACCUCCUGGCUUUGGGCUAUCAUCACAUCCUUCCACCCGCAUACCAAUCCCUCUUGAAGAAAUUGAAGCACAAUUACACAGGCAAGCUGGAUUACCAGAAAAAAAGAUGUUGAGCUUGGCUGAAGUUGAGGCUGCCAUAAUGGGCAUAAACGGUCGCCCACAACAGUUACCUAUUCAUCCCACGACAGAGGCUGUUUACAGUGAACAAGAAACUAUUGCUUAUCUUGAACAAGAGGCGGCUCUUCGGGAACAUGAAGUUUUGUUGUAUCAUAGGGAAAGGAAGAGACGAGAGAAACAACGAAAGUUAGCCGAAAUGUCCAGAUUUAAUGGUCUUAUGACUCAAAGCGAUAAAGACUGGAUUAAUAAAAUUCAGAUAUCUCAACUCGUGACGGAUGAUCCCUAUGCAGAUGAUUUUUAUUUUCAAGUUUAUUCAGCCAUAAGAAACCGACAAACACAGCCUCAUAUGUCUGCCUUUUCUCCGCACGGUGGAGCUGGAUUCAUGGGACAUGAACGAAGGCACCGUAGUAGAGGAUCAGAAAGUGGGUUAUUGAAAAUGCAACAACAGGUCUUGAGAAUAGUAAAUGAUGCCAGGAGAAAACCCAAAUUAACUCAGCUAUCACUUGAAGGUGCUUUAGGCAAAAUUGCACUUAAUUCCGUUCGUAAUCCCAGACAAUUAUUACAGGUUUCUUCCAAACAUAAUGAUACACAUCACCAUGUGGGACCUAGUGGUGGAAAUCAACAACAACACCAAAAAAUCCCAUCAAUUUCAUCCCACGGCAUCAUAGAUCAUAGGAAAGUUCUGCGAUCCAUUGAGAAUGUUUACACAGCCGUACUUGCUUUAGAAGAAUUAAGGAGAAAUCAACCACCAUUACCAAGACCAUAUGUCGAUCAUGAGCGAGAAGCAGUUGAAAAAUGGAAUGAAGAAUACGCAGAGCUGGCCAAAAAAAUGUGGGAAGAACUAAGAGUUACGGAAAUGAUCGGUGUCAGUUAUCCGCAUCCAUUUAUUAGUAUACUUUCUGUUGCAAAAGGGAAAAAAGUCAUUCCGCGUGUACUGCGACAUUGUCUUCCUGAUCAAAUUCUCACAUUAAUCACCAUGUUAGUUGCCAAUUUUGAGACACUUGAUGUUUGUAAAGGUGCAAUUUGGGGAACUCAAGGAAUUGUUAGUCCUGCAAUGUUAGAUGAGGUUGAAUUAUAUAUGAACACUGUUGUUCCGCCGCUGUUACAAUUUGUAGCAGAGGCACCAAUGAGAAUUGUACUUGGGUUAUUUGGAUUAUUCAUUGAAAGAAAUAAUAUUGUGUGGGUGGCAAGAAGUAAGGUUGGUUUAGCUUUUUUAACGAUGUUUUUGAGCCGUACUGAAAUACUAAAACAAGGAGGUGGAGCUAUGCAAGGUUUGCCUUUACCGGAAGAACGAGAAUUAUUACAAUGGCAAGAGAUAUACAAUCGACUAUUCAGUCUAUUGCAGAAUCAUUUUCUUUCAUUGUUUCCACCAUUUAAUAUUGGAAUAGACGAUAUGUAUGUAUGGCAAUUUCUUGCAGCGAUGGCUGUCGGUGCAUCUACUGAUCAACAACAUAUUUUAGUAACCGAAGUGAGGGAACGAGUAUUAGAUACUGUAAUACAAGCUUCAAGGCUUACAACUGAUAAAUCAUCAUCACACAAAAUUGCCAAUGUUAAUUUAUUUUUAAACGCAUUGGGACUUGAUGCAUCACAACUUAAAAUUUAAAUAAAAAAUAUUUUUAAGAAUUGUUU